GUAAUAAUAAUACAGGAAUAAAAAACAUAUAAAACUAGUGUUACAUAAAAUGUUAUCAUUCAUUAUACCGGAGAUCGUAGUGCUGUACGCGUCGGACGGCCGGGAAUGGGACCGAUAUCUGGCCGAAGAGUUUUCGCAAAUGAUUGAAUUCCCGUUGAAUAUCCAUCACAAACAGGCGGAACACUUGGACGAAGAUUACGACCACUUCCACCAACAGAUCCCGCGAUACAACGCUUUCAUACUAUUGAUUAGCAAAGAGUUUUUGCAUACAAUCCAACUGUUGUCGCAUAGGAUGUACGCAUUGACCGAAUCGAUAAAUCCGGCAAAAUGUUUGAUCAUGUUUUGCGACUGUCUUGAGACCGAUGUGAGUGAUGGUCACAAGAGAUUGCUGUGCGGUUACCGCCGCUGCCAUCGACUGGUGGCCACUCAGACCGAUGUCAAACAGUUUAUGAUUAAUACAGUCAAGUGUUUGUCUAAUAUACUGGAUCUGAACCGCUAUAAAGACCAUCGGGUGCUCAAUGUGUCCAAAAAACGGUACGAGAAUUUUAUAUCCAUAGCACCACAGUUUGAAUUGUCCACCGAUACAAUACACACGUUUUAA
Messenger RNA from Medioppia subpectinata, 601 nucleotides. NCBI's taxonomy places the organism in Eukaryota, Metazoa, Arthropoda, Arachnida, Sarcoptiformes, Oppiidae. The record is from the annotation of a GenBank genome assembly.